Messenger RNA from Closterium sp. Naga37s-1, 267 nucleotides. The record is from the annotation of a GenBank genome assembly. NCBI's taxonomy places the organism in Eukaryota, Viridiplantae, Streptophyta, Zygnematophyceae, Desmidiales, Closteriaceae.
AUGGAUCUCGAUCUUGAGGGAGUUCCCGAGGAGGAUAAGGCGCGACUCACGCAGAUGAUCGAGAACGCGCAGCGACGAGAUGGAGCUCGCAUGUACAACUCAUUGGUGGAACGGUGCUUCAAAGACUGCGUGGACAAUUUCAGGCGGAAAACUCUUGAUAAGACGGAGGAGCAGUGUGUGAAGCGGUGUGGGGAGAAGUUUCUGAACCACUUUGCGAGAGUUGGCAUGCGCUUUGCCGAGCUCCAAUCAGGAGCUUCCAGUGAAUAA